AGAGCGGCGCUGAUUCGAGGAAACCGGAAAAGGGGAAGCCAGGCUCCACCGAGUGAGCGAUUGGCCGGCCGGGAGUCGGGGGGAUCGGCGAGCAGCGGCUGGAGCCGGGGAAAGCGGAGUGCCGCGGCGCCGCUGGCAAUCGGGAGAGUCGCUAGGACCGGAAACGCGUCACUGGCCCGGAGGGGCCGUUCAGUCAGUGUCCCAAAAUGGCGCCUCUGGACCUGGACAAGUAUGUGGAGAUAGCACGGCAGUGCAAGUAUCUCCCGGAAAAUGACCUGAAGCGACUCUGCGACUACGUAUGUGACUUGCUUUUGGAAGAGUCUAAUGUCCAGCCAGUGUCUACACCUGUCACAGUCUGUGGGGACAUACAUGGGCAGUUUUAUGACUUGGGUGAGCUGUUUAGAACUGGAGGACAAGUUCCUGACACAAAUUAUAUUUUCAUGGGUGACUUUGUGGACAGAGGGUAUUACAGUCUUGAAACUUUUACCUACCUCCUCGCAUUGAAGGCAAAAUGGCCUGAUCGCAUUACACUCCUCAGAGGAAAUCAUGAAAGCAGGCAGAUUACUCAAGUCUACGGGUUCUAUGAUGAAUGUCAAACAAAAUAUGGAAAUGCUAAUGCUUGGCGGUACUGUACCAAAGUCUUCGACAUGCUCACAGUAGCAGCUUUGAUAGAUGAACAAAUAUUGUGUGUGCAUGGUGGACUUUCUCCUGAUAUCAAAACUCUAGAUCAAAUUCGAACCAUUGAGCGCAACCAGGAGAUCCCACAUAAAGGAGCCUUCUGUGAUCUAGUGUGGUCAGAUCCUGAAGAUGUGGAUACCUGGGCUAUCAGCCCUCGAGGAGCAGGCUGGCUCUUUGGGGCAAAAGUUACCAAUGAGUUUGUCCAUAUCAACAACUUGAAACUAAUCUGUCGAGCGCAUCAACUAGUUCAUGAAGGAUAUAAAUUCAUGUUUGAUGAAAAGUUGGUGACUGUAUGGUCUGCUCCAAACUAUUGCUACCGCUGUGGAAAUAUUGCAUCAAUCAUGGUCUUCAACAAUGUAAACUCAAGGGAACCAAAGUUAUUUCGGGCAGUUCCAGACUCGGAGCGUGUAAUUCCACCAAGAACAACAACACCCUAUUUCCUUUAAAAUAUAUUUUGUUUUGGUCAGUUUUUUUUUCUUAAUACAGUGUGCACAAUGGACUGUAAACAUUGUGUUGUGUAGACAGGAUUCAAGAUGUAGAAUUUCAACCAUUCUAUCAAAUUUUAAAUGCUACAUUGAAUAAAGUGGUCUAAAGGGC
Messenger RNA from Hypanus sabinus (Atlantic stingray), 1275 nucleotides. It is a transcript of the gene ppp6c, whose product is annotated as protein phosphatase 6, catalytic subunit. The record is from RefSeq and is a predicted model, not a curated record. NCBI's taxonomy places the organism in Eukaryota, Metazoa, Chordata, Chondrichthyes, Myliobatiformes, Dasyatidae. The transcript is spliced from 7 exons. Bases 207 to 1124 code for a protein of 305 amino acids. Gene Ontology annotation, biological process: peptidyl-serine dephosphorylation; G1/S transition of mitotic cell cycle. Gene Ontology annotation, cellular component: cytoplasm. Gene Ontology annotation, molecular function: protein serine/threonine phosphatase activity.